GGAAAUGAAAUUCCUCCUUUGCAACUGUGCCUCCUAUAAAUAGAAAAGGUGAGCCUAACGCUAACGAUACAUCCAUUCAAAAUGGGUGGAAAAACAUCGCUUGUAUGUUUAAUGUAUUUGACAAUUUUUUGUUCGGUAUAUUCGGAAAAUGGCCGGCCGAUAAUGGAUGUUGCUUUGCUUAUGGAUUCAUCCGAUAGCUAUCGCUCUCAGAACUUUGACAAUGAGACGAAAUUUGCCUUAGAAUUCGUAGAGCAGAUUUUUACCAAAUACACACUGAUAAGCCUCUUUACAUUCGGCUCCACUGCCAACAGCAAGUUCAAUUUAGACGCCUUUAACGACAUCCAGCUGAUGAAUCAAACAAUAACAUACAUGUGGUACAGCAUAGGGAAUAUUGAUGUUUCUACUGCUAUCGAAUUUUCAAUCAAGAAUGGCUUUUCAGAUUCAGCUGGUGACAGGAAAUGCAUACCGAAAGCACUAAUAAUUCUGACUCACUCGCCAAUCAGCGAACUAGAAGCCUUAAGAAUUAGCACUUUGCUAAAAACAAAACGAAUAAGAUGUUUUAUUCUUAACAUGGCUGGAGACUCUGCGAUAGGAAAUUUCAUCAAAAUAACUAAUGCUUCUUCAAGGAUAUUACCAAUUGCUGAUUUCAAUGCACUGGAGUCAUCUGCGAAUACAAUGGCGAAUCUUAGUAAAACAGAUAAAGGGGAUACAUUUGAAUAA
Molecule: messenger RNA, 720 nt
Organism: Ruditapes philippinarum (Manila clam)
Lineage: Eukaryota; Metazoa; Mollusca; Bivalvia; Venerida; Veneridae
Product: collagen alpha-1(XII) chain-like
Exons: 3
Coding region: 82-720 (212 amino acids)
Source: RefSeq, a predicted model, not a curated record